AAAAUGUCGAAGCCAACAUUAGUGAAACCGGACAUCAAAGAGUAUGAGCAUUUGACACAGAAGGAGAGAAUGAUUGCUGGUUACCCGUAUCGUCCUGGAAAUCCACAGCUUGCCAAUGAGAGAGCGAAUGCACGUCAACUCAUCAGAAAGUACAACGAUUCGGAGGUUGGUGAUAAAGCAGGAAGAAGAAAAAUUCUUGAGGAACUCCUAAACCCAGCUUGUCGUGACAAGAAAAUUUUCAUUGAAGUACCGUUUCGUGUGGAUUAUGGCUACAAUUUAACACUUGGAAACAAUGUGGAAGCCAAUUUCAACUGUGUGUUCCUCGAUUGUGCGCCGAUAACAAUAGGCGAUAACUGUUUAUUGGCACCAGGUGUUCAAAUCUACGCAGCUACUCAUCCACUCAAUCCAAAAUACCGUAAAGAUGACGACGAGUACUAUGAAUUGGCAUUCCCGGUGAAAAUCGGCAACAAUGUUUGGAUCGGUGGAAACGCCAUUAUUUGUCCAGGUGUCACGAUUGGUGAUAACGUUGUGGUUGGUGCUGGAUCCGUUGUCACUAAAGAUGUUCCAUCGGACGUUGUUGUUGCUGGUAAUCCAGCAAAAGUCAUCCGUACUCUGGAUUUCAAAGAAUAAAUUCUUUUUCACAAUGAUUUUUGAUGAGGAAAAUCAUUUUUGUUCAAUAAAAACAAUCCUCGGUUUACAAAGAAAUUUGUCCAGUACUCCGAAUUCAUGCUUGAAGCAUGUACUUUGUACAAAGAUUAAUAAAGCCGCAAAUAUGUUUAACUUAUUUGCUUUGUUUGUUCAUUAAAAAAUAAAAAAUAAACA
Sitodiplosis mosellana (orange wheat blossom midge) is the source of this 822-nucleotide messenger RNA. RefSeq names its product maltose O-acetyltransferase-like. Gene Ontology annotation, cellular component: cytosol. Bases 4 to 630 code for a protein of 208 amino acids. Gene Ontology annotation, molecular function: acetyltransferase activity. The record is from RefSeq and is a predicted model, not a curated record. The transcript has 2 exons. NCBI's taxonomy places the organism in Eukaryota, Metazoa, Arthropoda, Insecta, Diptera, Cecidomyiidae.